Molecule: messenger RNA, 5011 nt
Organism: Patiria miniata (bat star)
Lineage: Eukaryota; Metazoa; Echinodermata; Asteroidea; Valvatida; Asterinidae
Product: growth/differentiation factor 8-like
Exons: 2
Coding region: 1107-2738 (543 amino acids)
Biological process (GO): SMAD protein signal transduction
Cellular component (GO): extracellular region
Molecular function (GO): growth factor activity; cytokine activity
Source: RefSeq, a predicted model, not a curated record
UUAGGAGUGAAAUUAUAACAGAGACCACAUCCUAUUUCAAUAUUUGUACGGAGCUCUGACGGAUGUUGGCUCUGUUUCCUUGCUCUAUGGCUAUACAUGUACUACGGAUGUACGCACUGCAACACUAACAAAUUAUCUACUUCCGUGAAUGGAAUUGGCUGGUCAUAUUCUGAACAUGAAGGAAAUGGCUUUGAACUUGGAAAUAUGCACGUCUGUUAUUGCAAACAUGGAGAGAGGUAACUCAGGACUAAGUCAAUUAUCACCCUAUUGUAUUAUGUCUGGUAAAAUCUUACAAAGUGAUCGGAUCCCACUAUCCACGGUUUCUUUAAGGGCCGGGUAACUCGAACAGUUUCCGGUGACUUUCGUAUAAAGGUUGGGUCACAAAUAAUACAAAUAUUGGUUCGAAUUAAAGGAAAAAAGUAAAGGAGAAAACGGGGCCAGCACGCACACCCUUUCAGAGAAAUAAUGGAAGAGAAAUAUCGACUUCGCAACCUGACGUACUGCCCCAAAAUUUCGACUAGACAUAAUCAAACACAAACAAACUUCAGGGGCAACUCGUGGGCGAACGUAAGCAAAUACUAAGGGUACAAUGUUCUCUGUGUUGAUUUCAGUCACGAACUGUAUAAAAAUAGAAAUCACUGACGGCAUCCGAAAACAAAUUGUGUGAGAGGCCCUUUAGAAUAAAGACGUGAUCAAUUCUAUAUACCUUUUCAUACUGAAUGACGAACUAUACUACUUGGUAUUGAGGUGUAAAUGUGUUCCUAGUUCCAUGAUACGAUAAGCCAAUGAAGAUAUGUACAAUCGGGUAAACUGAGCUGUCAAACUUGGUUACUCGAUACCCGCUCAUAGGGGUCCCUGUGAUUGGUCGGUGCUUGACAAUCACUACACAUAUCAAAUAAAUAGUUAUCGAUAUACACGCAGAAGGGAACCAGACGAUUUGUCAUAAAUGCUGGUGUGUAAGUGUGCCGGGUGAACAGAGCGCUGUGGCAAGCCCUCACACCAGCUGGACCACCGACCGCAAACCUUGCCUGAUUGCCCUGGCCCAGGCCAGCUACUCGCCCCUAAACACACUGAGUCCACCGAGUGAGUCAGGUAAGGUGAAUAUCAUGGCUGGUUCGUUAACGACCAGUCUUUAUUCCAGGCUUUUGGUCGCUGCUUCGGUGGCAUGCUUAGCCUGUUGCUAUAACAGUUUGGUGAGCGGCGCCACCGUUCCAUCAAAUGCAGCGACAUCGGUGGGACAGCAAGGGAGGGCCGGUGACCCUUCACCGCACACCAGUGCAGAUAGUCAUAGAUCCCAUCGUGAAGUCUUCCAUCACACAAAGGGGUCUUCGUUGUCACAAAUGGCAAUAGAAAAUAACUUUCAUCGUACGCAACAUUUCACAAAAACCAAAGAUGAAGAAAUGAGUGAUAACUACCAAAGAAUACACAUGGACGGACCAAGUCCGAGAGAGCAUCAUGUUCUCUUAGAUGACUCGCUGAUGAUACCAGGGGAGGAGGAGCAGCAAAGCCGGUCAAGGGUUGAGCGAGCUGCGGAUGCUGGACUCCCAAUCGCCGGGUCGAAAUUCCUUGAGAAAACUGUAGCCAGUUUCAACAAUGUAGAGGGAUCCGGCUCUGACCUGCCAGCCCAAGAUAUGAACGUCCAAAAGGGUUUCAUGGACGAAACUCUAUCAGAGACACGGCCAGGGGUGGACAGCGGUGAUUGUCCCGAGUGUCUGCGCAGGAAACAGGAGAUGGAGAAUCUUCCCCCGGAGAAGCUGCGUCAGAUGCGUCUUGAGCAGAUUAAGAUGAGGAUUUUGAGCAAACUCAAAAUGGAGCAAGCCCCAAAUGUCAGUGCAAGUAGUGUGGACAUACCAGAGCCCCUUGCUCGGGGACGGAUGGUAGGGAACCAAAACGAUGUCUCAUGGACGACCGACCAACAUGACCAAGAAGAAUCCUAUUUGGAAGAUGACAGGUGGGAGGAGGAAGAACUCAAUGACAUUGAGGAGAAUUAUCAAGACACAAGUCAAGUUAUCGUCACAGCCCAUGAAGGGCUUAAUGGUUGUUUCACCUUCGAAAUUACCGCCAGCGUUGAGGAGAACAUCAUGUCAGCCAAGAUGUGGUUCCUCCUUAAAGACAGUGCUGAGGAAGUUGACCAAAACCGGACGUUGGUGGUGUCCCACAUCGGCACCGGUCGCCACGCUCGCCGAUCAGUGCUCCACACUACAACUGUGGUGUAUCGGGCCGACUGGGUGACAAUAGACGUCACGCGCGCUAUACGUCACAUGGUGGUACACGCCAAGAGAACAUACAUGUUCGAAGUCAGAUGCAUAACAUGUCGUAACCCUGGAAACCCCACCAACAUGAAACCAGGGCGGCGACCCUUCCUUGUCCUGGGGAAAGGUGAACAGCGCCCUCGCAUGCCUCGGUCCAUCAUCUGCCCACCAAACCACACGACAUGCUGCAAGGAAAUAUUCUAUGUCUCGUUUGCAGAACUCAAAUGGGACUGGAUCAUUGAACCAAAGGGUUAUUCUGCCAACUACUGCAGGGGAUCAUGCGAAGACAACGUAGCACAGGGAUACGGCCACACUUAUAUCAUGACUACAGUGAAGAACAUGAAUGUGGACAGAGGGUUGUCUAUAAUCCCUUGCUGUGCCCCGCUCAAGACCAAGCCCCUUGUUCUUCUUUAUUACGAUAAUGAAGGAUUCAUCUAUAAGAAACAGCUACAAAACAUGAUCACAGAUAGCUGUGCUUGUAUGUAAAGAAGACUUGAUGAGCUUCCGUUAUUUAUUGAAGACGUUGUGUCAUACAUCGUCGUGAGUUUAGAGGUAAAACCGAAUAAUGCCACGCCAGGAAAGUCGGUCAAGUGUACAGCUUGAGUGAAGGUUGAUUUAACACCACUGGUUCUGGACUCUUGGUUUGAAAUGAAUCAUGUAAAAUGAGUAACAGAAAUUUAUUUAUUCAAGUCUCACGUGUCAACUUGUGGGAUCAUGAAGAUGGUUAGAGCUUACUGACUGGACACUGUAUGUUAAUACAAGCAUCACAUUUUAUAAAUCCACUUUGCGGCCUUUUCACGUGGCCUGCAGCUUUAAAAACCGAAUUAAAUAUUUGGAAAUGCCAGUUCGUGCAGCGUAUUCAGACACCAAUCACGUGGUAUCUAGUUCUCUCUGCGCAUGACCGUAUUCGAGUUCUCCAAUGUAGCCUAUGUCUUCGACCACUAUAAUGUAUAGGUAUAACAUUGGCGUUGCUUCGGUCAAAGACUGAAAGGGAAAACCCAAGAGUAGCUUUAUAAGUCUUGGGUAGUCAGAGAAAGUUCGUAGUCCCUCUCGGUGGAAAGUAAAGGGGAUAAUAACAAGCUUUCAAGAGCUUGUCGAGAAUCUCUAAUCAAAAGUUUCGAAAAUGGAGAACUUGUUUUGCUCUCUAUUGUUGGAAGACGCUUUAGGAACCAAAAAAACAAGAAGGUUGUGUACAUUUUUACCUUGACUUUCCAAUAUAUAAAGUACAUAUUGUAAAUAACUAUUUCUGCAAAAUUAUCUCCUAAUAUGGGAGACGUUUUUGUUUGUUUGUGUGAUAAAAUUAUCGACUUUAUUUAAAUUAAAGCCUGCUUGUGCGACAAGUUUAUUUCUUGGAAAUAUAAUUGUAAUAAAUGCAUUAGACUUCUGGUGAAGAGGCCAGUUUAUAACUUGCGAUUGUGCGAUGCAUUCGUCAAGAAAUGAGGAGAGUGUUAUACCAGCUUGCUCAUUACCAUGGAAUGUGCCUCAACAAAAGUCAGAAUCGUGUUUGACACCCAAAGUGAAUUUGGAAGGGCUGCGCUUUGUUUACAAUACUUUUGGCGAUGUUAUAUUGCAGAUGGGCUCUAUCUCCAGUUUUUUCAUCCACUUUAUUGUUAUGACUUUAUUACUUAUUUAAAUUUCUAUUACAUUUUUUUGGGGAAAAAUAGUGCAAUUUCUUUAAAAGAUAUUGACGUAAUUUGCGGAAUAUUGAAGAUAAUUUAAUUUGUAAGUGAUAUCCUUUUUGCGGUAUAUUAUUUGAAUGUGCACGAUGUGCGUAUGAUAACAUUAACAUUAUCUUUUGUAAGGUUCGCUUCAGUGUUUAAGGUUCGCUUCAGUGUUCAGUGACAAUAAGCAUAAGGCCCCUUGUAAAGGUCCUGGGUUUUUUUUUUUGGUUUAAAAAAAAAAAAAAAAACCCUGGCUGUUUCGAUGAAACAAUUUGCAUUGUUGUAGUGUACAUUGGUGGGAUUGCAUUCAUUAGUAUCCAAAGUUAAGAACUUGUGCUUGAUUAAUGAACGAUUAUGCAACGCCAUAUCUGAGACCGGCAGCUUUUGUGUUACACCUUUAAUGCUUUUCCUUCCUUUCAAUGUAUUUUAGACGUGUAAAAUGUUACAACUUGCGUCAAUCGCUAAAAUAUUAAAGAAAACAUGAUUUUCUAAAAAAAAAGUCGCUAACAAUUAAGUAACAACGCAAAUUGUAUGCAUUGAGGAGUUUUGAUAUAUGCACAAAGGAGUUUUGAUAAGAGGCAAUUCUUUUGGGGGACGGUUAAAAAAUGAAUGCACAUGAACACUUUUUGUUUUGCUUAAGAACAACAAUGUCAGUGUAAGAUAAAUUUUAAUUUUAAUGCGCAUCUAUGCAAGCAUUUGUAAAUUGUUAAUACUAUACAAUUAUUCAUUUCAUAUUAAAGUUUUAAUUUUAAAGCCGAAUCGUUUACAAACUAAUAAAGACAUCUUUUUGAUUUAUAGGCUCAUCCCUCUAGUUCUGUUGUACACGUACAAGCUGGGUUCUUUGUCUCCCACAAGAGCCCUCCCCGUAUGUUGUAUGUUGUGCCUUAUAAAAUAAGUAUCACUAAGAGAACAAUACAAAAGUUACUGUUAUCUUGAACAUGCCCAGAUAUUACAAUAUAUAAUCUUUUUGAUGCACUAUGCAAAAAAAGUUAUGUUAACACCGUACGGCAUAUUUUCUAAACCGUAUAUAUUAUUGAGUUGUUUAAUAUGGAAUUAUAUUAAAUCUAUAUUUUGACGUACAUUAUUGGAGUCAAUGAA